Mytilus californianus (California mussel) is the source of this 987-nucleotide messenger RNA. Its product is annotated as translocon-associated protein subunit delta-like. The coding region runs from base 42 to 563 and encodes 173 amino acids. Gene Ontology annotation, cellular component: membrane; endoplasmic reticulum; endomembrane system. NCBI's taxonomy places the organism in Eukaryota, Metazoa, Mollusca, Bivalvia, Mytilida, Mytilidae. The transcript has 6 exons. The record is from RefSeq and is a predicted model, not a curated record.
ACCGGUCGCCUCAUUUUUCGAAGGGGAGGUAAUCAUUAACAAUGGCGACAACAAGCACAAUGUUGGCAUCUUUGGUGGUAGUUUUGUUGCCUUUUGCAGUGUUAGGAAGCACAUGUGUUUCACCAGAUGUCAAAACAGAAACAUACACAACCACUGAUGGUAUGGCUUCCAUGGACACAGUUUUUGUAGUAGAAUUUUCAUUGAAAUGUCAACAAAAAGUAGAGAAUUUAAAUUUAUAUGCUGAUAUAAAUGGUAGAACAGUACCAGCAACAAAGACAAACAAAGCUGAUAAUUACCAGAUUAGUUUUUCUGAGGAGCAUAAAAAUUUACCCUCAGGAUCCUACCAAGUAAGAUUAUAUGAUGAUGAAGGAUAUUCUGCAUUAAAGAAGGCUCAAAGAAGUGGUGAUUCAGAAAGCCAGAUAAAACCAGUCCAUACUUUUCACAUCAGCCAUCCUGGUGUAUGGAAAGGACCUUUACUACAGAGUGAAUUUGUGGCUUCCAUGGUUGCCAUUCUUGUUUGGUACUUCGCAUACACAGCAAAAGCAAAACUACAGUCCAACUAGAGAAUCCACUAACAUCACAUUUCUCUCAAAUCAUUCCAUCAUACGAAUACUUAAUUAUCAUCUUCAGGGAGGAUACAUAAAGACUCCAUAUUGUUCAAGGAGAAAGUCGUCAUUUGAAUUUUUUUGUUCAAAUUUCUAAACAGGAUUAUGAAUUAACUUUUAUUUUGAAUUGUUUAAGUAACAGUUAUAUUUGGGGGGAAAUGCAUCCUUGAAAAAGAAAAGAAGAAAAUAUUUUUUACAUAUAUAAAUAACAAGACAAAUUAUGGUUCUAAGAAAAGUUAUGCAAUCAUUUUAUAUUAAUUAUAUGGGUAUAUGUUAGAGUGAAAUAUUGACACCCAAAAAUAGAACUUACUUUGUUAUUUAUUUGAUUGUGUGUAAAAGAAGGUGUGAAAGUGAAAAGAAUAAAAAGUUUUUUAUUUUAUAA